AAUAAACUGAGGUCCCAUAAAUUGCUCAUGUUUUAUUGUGGAGGGGUAAUACUUAAAGAUACUCGAGCCAGUCGAUAGCAAAAAAAUAGAGAAGAAAGUGGAUUAUUGAGUUUUAUUGCCCGGAUUAUAUCCAGACUCGUAAAUGUAGCAUUUAUUCCCUGCUUUUAAAGUAUAAUUAUGAUGGAAAUGUUGUGAACCUUUAUAUCACGGUGAGUUUGAAUUUACUAAUAAGGAUUAUUUCGGACGGCCGAGAACGAGAAGUGUGCGUAGUUAAUGAAAUGGAAAUAACGUAUAUGAUGCGUUUGAAUAGAUUUGUAAAUAAACCUCCAAUUGCUACAUGACUUAAUUUGGAUCAUUAUUGAUGAAGUGGUGAUAGAUACCGGAAACAUGAGUGGAAUAUAUGAUAAGAUGGUAUUCAAAUGGGGACUUUAAAUUUGUUCAACACUUCAGAUAUGUUAAUUUAGUUUAUAUACACUACUUUGACAUAUUUUAAGAAUAUUUGGUUGAUCAAAUUAUAUGUGGGAUAUAGUAUUGUUAAAGCAAUGUCGGGACUUUCGGGAAUCGGAGUGUUUUGGGCAUUUUCGUCCUUCAUUUCGUCUGCAAUAUUGUGUGUUGGGUAUUUUAUGCCAUACUGGAUAACCGGACAAUUGUUAAUUCAACUGAAUGGGAAAUCGGAACAAACUGUUCCCGUACAUUUUGGUAUAUUUCGUCGGUGUAAUUAUCCGGCGUUAAAUGCCGCCGGGGAAGUUUCAGUAGUCUUAGAAUGUGGACGCUACACGACGUUCAAGGACAUUCCAAGUACGUCAUGGCAAAUAACCACCCUUGUUAAUGGACUAGCAUGUGGCAUUUGCCUUCUCGUAUCACUAACUGCUAUGUUUGGCGUUUGUAUCAAGGGCGUGGUCAUCCCGACGGUUGCACGGUCGGCGGGAAUUCUUCAAAUGUGUUCAGGUUUACUAAUGGUUACUGGCGUAAGUAUUUAUCCGAAAGGUUUGGACAGCCCGGAAAUUCAACAGGCAUGUGGAAACACUUCGAGGUCUUACAAUCUUGGUGAUUGCUCAUUUUCAUGGUGUUUCUACAUCACUGCAGUGGCUAUAGUGGUUACAUUGGUUUGUUCGGCUCUCGCGUUUCACGCUCCAAAACGGAAACACGUGUCUAACGGGGAAUCGUUUUUAGCACGAAAAUUUUCGGGGCCAUAA
This is a messenger RNA of Ruditapes philippinarum (Manila clam), 1196 nucleotides long. Its product is annotated as LHFPL tetraspan subfamily member 6 protein-like. The transcript is spliced from 3 exons. Lineage: Eukaryota; Metazoa; Mollusca; Bivalvia; Venerida; Veneridae. The coding region runs from base 543 to 1196 and encodes 217 amino acids. Gene Ontology annotation, cellular component: membrane. The record is from RefSeq and is a predicted model, not a curated record.